Blepharisma stoltei is the source of this 252-nucleotide messenger RNA. The record is from the annotation of a GenBank genome assembly. NCBI's taxonomy places the organism in Eukaryota, Ciliophora, Heterotrichea, Heterotrichida, Blepharismidae.
AUGGAGCUAAUUCAAUGUUUCGAGCCAGGAUGCAAGCACGAAGCCUAUUAUACGUGCUAUUGCACUUCUCCUGGAACUCUAUGCUGUAACACAUUUUUAAUAAAAUUUAUAAAGCAAAUAUUCCAAAUUAGUGUCUUAGGAGAUCUUUGCUCAUCUUUUAUCUUCAAAGUCACUAAUUAUUUAGCGAAAAAAUAUAAGCAAAAAAAAAUUAUGAAAAGUUAUGUUAAGCUUUAUCUUUUUGAAGGCUAUUAG